CCUGCUUUCAACCAGAUUUUGGCCCAAAUUUUUUCUGGACCCAGACCCCUCGACAACCACCACCCCGUUCGGCUCCCGGCCAUUUCUCUUUCUUUGAAAUCUGCCGCUCCUGCGAAGCGCCUUUGAUGCGAUAGUUGGCCCGACAGCUUGCCCACAAUGGAUGCCGCCGCCAUUCAAAGUUGCAUCGCUGCGACGCUCGACGCUGAUGCCGACGUCCGCCGGAGGGCCGAGCUUCAGCUGAAGCAGGCCGAGGGCCAGCCUGGUUUCACAGAUGUCCUGCUGGACCUUGUCCAGUCCGACCAAGCUGCCAACCUUCAGCUGCCCAAACCGUGUCAACCGUGCCUGGGAGCGCUCCGAGUAUUACCCCAACGAGACCUUGAUACCCGAUGAUGAGAAGGCGCGCUUCCGAGAGCGGUUAUUGCCCAUCCUCGCGACCUCCCAGAACCUGGUGCGGCACCAACUCGUCCCAAUCUUGCAGCGCAUCCUAAGCUUCGACUUCCCUGAGAGAUGGCCGUCGUUUAUGGACUAUACUCUUCAGCUUCUCAAUACCAACGACCCCCGGUCGGUCCUGGCUGGGCUUCAGUGCCUGUUAGCAGUCUGCCGCGCUUAUCGCUUCAAGGCAAGCGAAAGCGACAGCAGGGCUCACUUCGACAAGAUCAUCGAGGCGAGCUUUCCUAGGUUGCUGGUAAUAUGCAACGAGCUGGUGAAUCAAGAGAGCGACGAGGCUGGCGAGAUGCUGCACAUUGCCCUGAAGUGUUACAAGCAUGCCACAUGGCUCGAACUAUGCGAGUUUCUCCGCCAGAGCGCCGUGAACCUCGCCUGGUGCUCCGUCUUCCUCCAAACCGUGUCCAAGGCCAUUCCGGCCUCUGCCAUGCAGGGUGACCCGUUGGAGCGGGAGCGUCACCACUGGUGGAAGGCAAAGAAGUGGGCAUACUUCAACCUGAACCGCUUAUAUAUCAGGCAUGGCAACAUGCAAGCAGUUAUGGACCGGUCGGCCGAGCCCCCGACACGUUUCAUCAAGGAAUUCUCGUCCCAGGUCGCCCCCGAGAUUCUCAAACACUACCUUCAGGAGAUUGAGAAGUGGGUGUCCAAGACUAUCUGGUUGAGCCGACCCUGCCUCUCCUACACAAUCGUGUUCUUGGAUGAGUGCAUUCGUCCCAAGGACAUGUGGGCGCACCUGAAGCCCCAUUUGACCAACCUGGUCAGGCACUUCAUCUUCCCGGUCCUUUGCCUGACCGAGGAGGACAUUGAGAAGUUCGAGGAUGAACCCGAAGAGUACCUUCACCGAAAGCUGAACUUUUACGAGGAAGUCUCCGCACCCGACGUUUCGGCCACCAAUUUCCUGGUCACUCUGACCAAGGCACGGAGGAAACAGACCUUUGAACUCCUCACGUUUAUCAAUGAUGUGGUCAACCAGUACGAGCAGGCUCCGGAGGGAAGCAAGAACCAUAUUGCCAAGGAGGGAGCCCUGCGCAUGAUAGGAACUCUUGCGCCGGUCAUCCUCGGUAAGAAGUCGCCAAUCGCCUCCCAAGUCGAGUACUUCAUCGUCCGCUACGUCUUCCCCGACUUCACCAGCGAACAGGGAUUCCUCCGGGCUCGGGCUUGUGACACCAUCGAGAAGUUCGAGCAGCUGGACUUCAAGGACCAGAACAAUCUUCUUGCCAUCUAUCGCCACAUUCUUGACCGCAUGGCCGAUCCCAAACUUCCCGUUCGUGUGACUGCUGCCCUGGCGUUGCAGCCCCUAAUCAGGCACGACAUCAUUCGGACGAGCAUGCAGACCAGCAUCCCAACCAUUAUGCAGCAACUUCUGAAGCUGGCGAACGAGGCCGAUAUCGAUGCCCUUGCCAAUGUGAUGGAGGACUUCGUUGAAGUCUUCGCCGCUGAGCUCACCCCCUUCGCUGUGGCGCUCAGUGAGCAGCUGCGCGACACUUACCUCCGUAUCGUCCGGGAGUUGCUGGAGAACAACGAGAAGCGUGAUGAUAUGGACAAUGAGUAUGGCGACUUCCUCGACGACAAGAGUAUUACGGCUCUGGGUGUCCUCCAGACCAUCGGCACUCUUAUCCUUACCCUCGAGAGCACGCCAGACAUACUCCUCCAUAUCGAGAGCGUCUUGAUGCCGGUAAUCGAGAUCACCCUGGAGAAUAAGCUCUACGACCUGUACAACGAGGUUUUUGAGAUCAUUGACAGCUGCACCUUCGCCGCCAAGCAGAUUUCCCCAACCAUGUGGAAGGCGUUCCGGCUUGUCCACGCGACUUUCAAGUCAGGCGCCGAGCUGUACCUGGAGGACAUGCUGCCAGCUCUGGACAACUUCGUCCAGUAUGGCGCUCCGCAGCUCAUCGAGACGCCCGAGUACGUCGAAGCUCUGUAUGGCAUGGUCUCGGACAUGUUCACGGACGGCAAGGUUGGCGGUGUCGACCGGAUAUGCGCCUGCAAGCUUGCGGAAGCCAUGAUGCUCAGCCUCCGUGGCCACAUCAACAAUGCCGUCCAUGGUUUCAUCAACAUGGCCAUGGGGGUGCUCGUCAGCCAGGAUGUCAAGCUCAAGUCGUACAAGGUUCACCUGAUGGAGAUGGUCAUUAACGCCAUUUAUUACGACCCUAUCCUCACGCUUCAGAUUCUCGAGUCCCAGGGCUGGACAAAUAAGUUUUUCAGCCUCUGGUUCGGCAGCAUGACGUCGUUCACCCGAGUACACGACAAGCAGUUGUGCAUUCUGGCCAUCAUUGCACUCCUCAACAUCAAAUCGGAUCAGAUUCCCCAGAGCAUCAUGGUCGGGUGGCCGAGACUUCUCCAGGGCAUCAAGAUCCUUUUCGACACUCUUCCGGAGGCCAUGGCCAACCGCGAGGAAGCCCUGAAGGAUGAUUUCCAGUUUGACAGUGGAACGUACGGUUACGAUGAGAGCGACGAUGAGUGGGAUGACGAAGAGGCGAACUGGAACGGUGGCGAGAACGAGGAGGAGCCAGCCGCCGAGACCAAGGAUGAGAGCACAGCCUACCUGGAAUUCCUCAAUGAGGAGGCCCAGAAGCUCAAGGCAACAGAGAUUGAAGAUUCGGACGACGAGCUUGGCGAGGACAGCGUGUUAUUGGAGUCGCCUCUCGACCGGAUUGAUCCUUAUCUCGCUUUCAGGGAUGCUUUCAAGAAAUUGCAGGAGGAGCAGCCUCAGUUCUGUGCUAACCUGCUGAGCCACCUCUCCCACGAUGACCAGACGGCUCUCCUGGAAGUUUGCCGUCGAGCGGAUACCCAAGAGAUGAUGGGCCUGCAGAGCCCUUUCCCCAUCUCCCGGACACGUGGUGCGCCCGCCAACGGCACGAGCUAAAUGCGCGUGCUGCCAUUGUAGCGUCGAACCUAUCAUGGUACUCA
This is a messenger RNA of Thermothelomyces thermophilus ATCC 42464, 3354 nucleotides long. RefSeq lists its product as uncharacterized. The record is from RefSeq and is a predicted model, not a curated record. The coding region runs from base 272 to 3310 and encodes 1012 amino acids. Gene Ontology annotation, cellular component: nuclear envelope; cytosol. The transcript is spliced from 10 exons. Lineage: Eukaryota; Fungi; Ascomycota; Sordariomycetes; Sordariales; Chaetomiaceae. Gene Ontology annotation, biological process: protein import into nucleus.